GUAACGGUGACAGACAUGAGUUGCUUCCGGCCGGCCGAGACAGUUACUGCUAGCAGUACAAAGAAGGGUGAUCUGAUACUCGGUGAGAUCCAGUCACAGAUCAAGAACAAAGGAAUCACUAUAGAUGUGAAGGCCAACUCAGCAUCUAAUGUCAUUACUACAAUUACCGCUGAUGCGUAUGCGGCACCAGGGCCGAAGACCAUCUUCCGCUUUGCUGUUCCUGGUCAAAAAUCUGGAAAGGUCUAGCUCCAGUACUUACAUGAUUAUGCUGGUAUUAAUGCAAGCAUUGGUUUGACUGCUAAUCCUGAAAGCAGCCUCUCUGCUGCACUUGGAACUAACGCUCUAGCUGUUGGUGCUGAUGUCUGAAUCAAAACGGAUGACCCAUCUGUCAGCGCUGGUGUGUUUCCUUGUUUCCCUAUCUCGAUGCAGAAACAACAGGCAUCUCAAGUGUUUGCAACCGUAGUUUCCAGCAAACUGAUAGAAGUAGCUAUCUAGCUAAAGUUACUUGAUACAUGUUGCAGUAGUAGAUAGUACAUGAAUAAAGUUGGCGCUCCCUAGUUAUCUACUCGACUAGACUACAUGGUCAGUUCUGAACUAGUAUUUGUUCAUGGUUUAGUUUUCGUCAGGUUCUCUGUUGGCAUCAUAUCCCACUUAUUACUGACGUACACAUAAAUUACCAUGUUUACUUUAUGAUCACUGCUUUACAUGUUGCUAUAUGUUAGUUAAGAAUAUUCUAACAUUAAUUACCAUCUAUUGUUCUUUAUCUCUCACUGAUGUACAUAUUGCUAGCUGUUUAGAACCAUUCAUUGCUAGUGUAAUACUCUAGUGGUAGUAAUACAUCAUUAUCUCUAGCGCUCGUCAUAUAGAAAAGGUAUCUAGCUCGUCCCUCUAGCACUCGUAAAAGAAAUCCUUGUCGUUCUAGUUUGAUUGCCUGCCAUAAUUAAACCAGAUUCCGCAAGUUAUUGUUCUAGUUUGAUUAUCUGCUGCUCAUAUAGUUAUUGAUGUGGUUUGAUGGUUCUGCCAUAAUUACAACUUUUUGUGUUCUGUUAUAGUAAUAUAUCAUUAUCUCCUCUACACAAUCCUGGACUUGAACUGAAAUGACCUGUAGCAAGGUAUGAGAGCUCAGAGCCAAUUAAUGCUUCUCUGUUGUAGCUGUUGGCAUGAAACUUAACAUGUAACACCACUCAAUGGCAAUGCCAUUGUGUUUUGCACUUUUGUUAGUUUGAAUUUGUAAUCUGCUGCAAUAUUGUAGGCUUGCAAGCUGAUUCUGGACACUUUUCUGUUUACAUGAUGGUGCAUAUUUACUUGAUAGCAUCCUAACUUUUUUGCAGUGAACUGACCAUGCUCAACUCCUGGUUCUUGAUUUUUGAAUGAUAACAAGAUCGUUAUGGAAACUGAUGUAUGGCCACUUAAUGUCCUUGUAAUUUUGCAAACAGUGAUAAUUUCUCUACAUCAAUUUGAUUGCGAUCCCACAAAUUUGAAGUUAUUUGUGUGAACUGGGGUCUCUUGUUUCUAUAAGAUUGUGUUCUUGACUUCUAUUUAGAUGAUAAAGAACAUUCAGUUCCGCCAUUUAGAGCACAUCAAAUUUUCAUAUUAGUUUAUUUUUGAAUGAUUGGCAUUGACUCUGCAGCAUGAUUUCAUUCAUUUUCUAGACUUCAGAGUUCUGCCAUUGAGUUGAUAAUUAUGCUGCCAGGAUACUGCAGCAUGCAGUCACAUUAAAUGUUUCAUUUUUAAUUGGCUAUAUCAUUCACAGUUCUGGUUUUGAAGAUGUCUCCUUUUGAAUGUAGUUAUUGUUAAGAUGGUGCAUUGUUUGUAAUAAUCUUUUAUCAACAAGUAUUUACAUUUUUAAUUGCAAAAAAUGCUAUUGAUUGUGCUUAUAGUUCUGUACUUGAAACAAUAU
Messenger RNA from Lolium rigidum, 1900 nucleotides. RefSeq names its product mitochondrial outer membrane porin-like. Gene Ontology annotation, biological process: monoatomic anion transmembrane transport. The transcript has 4 exons. Lineage: Eukaryota; Viridiplantae; Streptophyta; Magnoliopsida; Poales; Poaceae. Gene Ontology annotation, molecular function: voltage-gated monoatomic anion channel activity. The record is from RefSeq and is a predicted model, not a curated record. The coding region runs from base 16 to 246 and encodes 76 amino acids. Gene Ontology annotation, cellular component: mitochondrial outer membrane.